UGUUCUUCUAGAAGAUCCGCAACCCGUUAAUAAACCAGUCUUACAGGAAACUCAGGUCUUGGCUCUGACGACAGAAGCUCUCUGAUCGUCAUUCCCAUCCACCUAUAAACCAAGCUCGCCGACGUUGCACUGGGGUGGUCCAAUUCAAAUCUCUUCAACUAAUAUCUCACCCAAUUCACCCAUCAUGGAGACCAUAAACGACACCUUCACCAAUGCCUCGAACUCUCUCUGGAGUGAGGUCCAUCCUACCCAGACCCCAGACAACCCGUAUUCUUCACAGCAUGGCGAUGAGCCUCUCUCUGGCAUCCAGGGCAAAGGGACUGCCACUGAUCCCUAUGAUGCCGGCAACCGCGAUGAACAACCCGGCGCCCCAACCACAAAGGAAAACACAGCCGUGAUCCCCGAAGCAUUGUCAUCUAUCCACGUCGACCACGCUCGCAAUCCCAAGUCCCCCAGCAACGCGGACUUUGGCCCCAAGAACGUCUUCAUCGACGAGCCAUCCCGCGAGAGAAAGACGAACUACUUAGGAGGAAACACCACCAGCUCAGGUACCAAACUGGUGCCAUCCCACGUUGGCGUCCCGGAGCAGCGAACCCAGCGCUCCGCUUACGGUCAGGGAAGUCCGUAUCCCCAGACUCAGAAAGGUGGUGAUACUGCUGGAUCCUCUUCGGGUACUACUGGUGCCUACGCCUACUCAGGUCAGGGAAUUUCGUAUCCCCAGGCUCCGAAAGGUGGUGAUACUGCUGGAACUUCCUCGGGUACUACUGGCGCUUAUGCCUACUCCGGUCAGGGAGUUCCGUAUACACCGAAGGGCGGAGACCUUGCCGAUUCUUCUUCGACUACUAGUGUCUACUCAGACCAGGAAAGUGCAUAUCCUCCAGAGAACAAAGACCUUGCUGGGUCGUCUUCCGCCACUAGUGGUGCCUAUGCAUACUCCGGUCAGGUAGGACAGGAUACCCUCGCCGUUCGAGACAGCAAAUUUAAGAAUCAGGGAUCCAAGGAACAAUCGAGCCCCAGUGGAGGACGCGCCAGCCAAACCAUGCUUGAUAAUGCGGGUGCUCCAUCUUUCCAGAAGGAAAGGGAUUAUGCUGGCCCAGUGAUGGCCGAAAGAGUCACCGACAAGCAGGGACCUAAGAGUAAGAUCGACAGUGCAGGCGCCGGCUCACUACAAAAGGACAAGGAGUCUGCCAGCCCAAUGAUGGCCGAAGCAGCUGUUGACAAGAAUAAGAUCGACAGCGCUGCCACCGGGUCUCUGCCGAGGGAAAGGGGCUCUCUCAGCCCAAGAACAGCCGAAGGAGCCACCAACAAGCAGGGAGCAAUGGACAAGAUUGACAGCGCCCGGAACCUUCAACAAGACAAGAAGGAGACCGCGAGCAAAUCCAUUCCCGCCGGAGCCAAUGGCGUUCCUACAACAGAGAACAAGAUGAGCGACAAGGAGUCCGAACUCCAACAGAAAGCCAGAGCAUCCACAUACAAGCCAUCCAUGGACAAAUCCACCGGAGGAGGAGGAGGCAUCGUCGACUCCACCCCAACAACAAGCAACAAACAAGAAACCACCAAUGGAUCCACAUCCCAAGAACAGAAAGGUAAAGACGCCGCUACUGCCGGUGACUCCGAAACCAAAGUCCCCCGGAACAACAAAGUCAGCGAGGAAGCCCUUCGAGGGCCCCAGACCCCGGCUCCAAGAGAACCGUACGAGUUCGAGAAGCGUUUGGAUCAGCGCAGAACCAGUCGCUCUAAACAAGCCACCGACACAGUCAAAGGUUCCAGCGAAAACGCCCAACAACAAGGCAAAGAAAGCUCAAGUUCGAGCUCUCAUCACAGCCAUAACCCCAUGACUACAUUGAAGGAGAAAGUAUCUAAGGUUUUGCAUCAUAGCAGCAGCAACAAGUCGUAAUCCUUUUCACCUGACCAACAUUUUAUCUGGCUGGCGCGCGAUGCGAGAGAAAUUGUUACAUUGAUCUUAUCUUAUUCCUAAUAAUUGAAUUUGGAGUUUGGAAUUUCGAUUUUGAAAUCUGGAAAUGAUCUGACUGUGUGUGUGGUUUUGACUAGGCGGGGAUGGAGGGGGA
Messenger RNA from Aspergillus sclerotioniger CBS 115572, 2069 nucleotides. RefSeq lists its product as uncharacterized. The transcript is spliced from 3 exons. NCBI's taxonomy places the organism in Eukaryota, Fungi, Ascomycota, Eurotiomycetes, Eurotiales, Aspergillaceae. The coding region runs from base 185 to 1897 and encodes 570 amino acids. The record is from RefSeq and is a predicted model, not a curated record.